AACCCAAACGACAAAGCUAACUGAGAAUACCCUUCAUAAUGGUAUCUUUUGAUUUAUAUCCAUCGACCUUGUUGGUGACGGUGUUGACCGUGUUGCUAUUUAAGAAGAUCAUUGAGGUGGUGGGAAAGAAAAACAUCCAAGACUUGACCUGGAGAUCAUACUGCCAGGUUGCUGGCAAGUUGGGCCACUCAAAGCUACUGGAGAUUUCAAAUAAAUCUCUGGAAGCAAGGAAGGUAAACCUCCAAAGAAAAGCCGUGAGUGCCCAAGAUGAGUAUGCAAAAUGGACGAAGCUCAACCGUCAGCAUGACAAGCUCUUGGCCGAAAUUGAUCAGUUAAACCAAGGUUUGGCAUCGGAGAAAGCUGGUGUGGUGAAAUAUUUGGGUUUACUCAUCAGUGUGUUAACGACUUUGCCUAUUUGGUUCUUCAGGCUCUGGUUCAGAAAGGCGGUGCUUUUCCAUCUCCCGCCCGGGUAUCUCCCUUAUCCCAUUGAAAGACUAUUUGGUUUACCAUUUGUGGUUCUUGGAGGUGUAGGACUUACGGUAUGGAUGUUCUCUGUAAACUCAGUGUUAACUUCGUUGGAAUUUUUGAUCAAGUUCCCAUUUGAGACCCCUGUGGAGAAGCCCAGCCCAGUCGAUAAACUGAAGGUUGAAGAAGUGAAACAUCAGAAUUAGUUUUUAUAUUACAGUAUAUACAUAAAUGAGUUACUACUCAUCAACAAUGCAUCAACUCAUCAAACCUAGUUUUCAUAACGCUUUGGAGCUCUGAAGUGCUGUCGUCGAAGAUGUACUUACCGAUCCUCGAUGUCUCAACGUCCACCUUGAAUCCUCGUGAGCUCAUAUUGUAGAAGUAGUCAUAAGUCUUACACUUGGAACAGGUUUCUGUAUCUAUGGCAUGGAAAUACCAUGAGUCGACCACUUUUGUCCAGCACAUCAACUCAAUGGAGUACUGGUAUACGUUGUUACCUUCACUCAAUAUAACGUACGGGCUCCCUGUUCGAGGAUCGACCUCAAUGGCCUUCACGUCUGGUGAAAUGAUUCCCUCACCAAACUUUGAGUUGGAGGGCAUCUGCUCGACAAUCAAAUCACAGUUCAUGAUGGGGGCCAUUGAUACCCCUUUAAGGACAGCCUUCAAAUGCCUUUCCUGGGGAAACUUGGGAAGCUUCCAUAUAUAGAUUAAUCCAGAGCUGGUUACUCCCAUUAGAUAUUCUUGAGAAUGCUUCAAGCACACAAGAUUAUUUCCAAGCUCUAAGCUUGGGCAUAAAUAGGAUCCUGAUUCUGCAAAGAU
This is a messenger RNA of Yamadazyma tenuis ATCC 10573, 1284 nucleotides long. Lineage: Eukaryota; Fungi; Ascomycota; Pichiomycetes; Serinales; Debaryomycetaceae. The record is from RefSeq and is a predicted model, not a curated record.